Molecule: messenger RNA, 2523 nt
Organism: Rhopilema esculentum
Lineage: Eukaryota; Metazoa; Cnidaria; Scyphozoa; Rhizostomeae; Rhizostomatidae
Cellular component (GO): membrane
Source: RefSeq, a predicted model, not a curated record
AGGAUUUUUAGCGAUGUGUGGGUGCUUUUUCGGUGAAUAUUGAAAUUUGUCAGCAAAUUAAGGCUGUCUCACUCACUUUGUUGGCAAAUGAGGCCUGUACACAACCCUAGAACAAAAAAGCCAGCACUCGCACUGCUUACACCCUAUUAGAUUAAGAACAAAUUAAGAACAAUCCAGCCUCAGAUUUUCGAGAAAAUUAAGAACAUUCAGCCUGAACUUAAAUUGACUGGUUCUUACAAAAAAGAGUGUAAUUCAUGUAAACAGCAAGUUUAGCUGUCUGCUAAUUCUUGCCGAGUUGCGUGAUGCCAGGUACACAUGACCGAAUCUCAAUGGAAACAAAUUUCAACACCUGAACGUCAAUAACGUUCUAGCCAGACCUUUCGAAAGUAAUGAAUCUACAAAUGGACAAUUGAAAACCCAGAGUACGUCAGAACAAGUUUCGUUCAGUAUUUUUAUGCUACAGUUUCAUAAAGGUCCGGCUACACGAAAGAAUAUUCAACAAGAAUAAUUACAUUAUUUCAUCAUUCUUGCUUGUAUUCAGAAGAAGAACUUUUCAAAGAGUAAUCACCUCAUUUUCCAUUGUUAGACUAUUGUUGUCAAGAAGUAAUAAACUCUCUCGGACGAUUCCAGUCUGGGUGGUUGGUUAGGUCUUCCCCAGGACAAUUUCCAUAAGCUUUGUAAACUUUCCUAUUCAAAUUGCAUUAUAAAACCUUUGAUAAUAAUUGAAUAAUAAAAGGUAUGUUAUAGGAUAUUAUAGGGUAUAGCGGAUGGGAAUGGUGAAAAGUCACGUUGAGAAAAAUCGAUUGAAACGUUUUUGACAGGCCAGUAAUCUAACCAAUUAAGGCAUGCUAAACUUAAAAAAGCUUUGGUGUGUAAGAGCUAAAUUUUGCAUUUCAUGGCAACAAUUUGAAUUGAAACCAGUCGGAAUCCAAUACAGAAGAGGAUGAGUCGGCAAUGGUUAGAUAGGGAUUCUAUUUUUCUAUCUUAUUCCUUUCACAGGUACCAGCAAUCGAACACAUUAAUAAUCUAUCUUCUUGUGCAAGUAUCAAGCUUGGCAAAGGGUGCAUUGUCAUUUAUCCAAGAGCAAAGAAAAUUUGAUCACACGAAUUUUAUAGUACAAAAAGAUUCAAGACUGUCUCAAAAAAGCUGAAUGAGCACCUUAUUUUUGAAGAAGAUUUGAAUUGCUUUGUAACUGUUUUGAAUUGUGGGGAUAUUCAACUAUUUGGCUGGAUUUCUAAAAUUUUGCAGAAGUCAUAAAUGACCCCCGGCAAACUGGCAUGCUUUUCAUAAUUUCUUGCUGUAUAGUGAUAUCUACUUAAGUGUAAAUAAUCCACUUUUAUAAACCUUGGUCAUCACCAGCAAGCUUAAACAUGGGCUGCAACAUCAAGUACCUGAGGUCAUCACUGGCAGCUGUGAAAUUCAUUGAGCUGCUUUCAUUAUCAGCAGCAAUUGCUACGGUUGCAUUCUUCAACUGGGAAGUGAAAAUUGAAGGGACAACUUUCUCUCGUAUUCAAUUUUUCCUUUUUGUCACAAUAGUUGCGUGGAUUGUUGAACUAAUAGUGUUUAUCAUGAUCUUAACGAGGUGUACAAAGAAUCUUCCAGUUCCGUGGCCCUUAGUGAACAUUGUAUUCGCUGUUGUUUUUGGGGUUUUCGUGCUGAUUGCUACAGGAAUGCUUUCACUUUCUGUGGCAUCAAUGAUGACAACAACGAAACAAUGGCCUACCAACAACCGAGACUGGCAAACGAUAACAUACUGCGAAUUCAUUAACAGAACGCAAAGCAAGACAUCAUGCUUGGCUAUUCAAGGAGGCGCUGCGUUUGGUCUCCUGUGUUUUGUCAUCUUCAUUGUUGACAUCUUCAUUAACAGCAAGGAGCUGAGAUCAGAUGUAUACCUGCAUGGUCCAACACAGGAGAAGACUAUUGAUAAAGACACACUGACGGCUACAACUGUUGUCAAGGAAACACACGACUGAAGCAUUGAAUCAAGUUAGAUAAACUUGCUAGAUGAACUCAUAUGUUUAGCAGAUAACGGGCUCGCUCAAAGCGCUCGUUUAUCUUCAUUUCUGGAAAUGUUUUUACAAAACCAUUCACAGGUAGCCUUGUAUGUACCUGCCUGUCGUCAGAAACUGUCAAAAGUAACAAUAUGUGCGUGUGUUCGAAAGUAUUAAAAAGUGACAUGAAAACCGGGGUAUUGCAUCUCAAAUGAUGAUUAUUCAAAUCUUACCUAGAUAUUUAAUCGCAAGAAGCUGGAUUGCAUUAAUUUUAAAUGUGUUUUUGGAAGUAAAACUGCACUCGAAGUAUUUCUUUAAUCCUUUUGAAUUUCUAUACGCCAUUUCACUUAAAUAUUUGCCACAAGGAACUUUACAGGUUAACUAACUAUAUCUAAUGAUUGUUCUUAAACGAUAGGCGCAUUAAACGGGUCUGUUGCUCUGUUUUACCUCGAUGCUCUGUUUUACAUAUCCACAAUAUUUAAGGGCCUAAUAGCUCGUAAGACUCAUAUAUCCAGCACAGCUUGCAAUCUUC